CAAAGCUGAUUUUCUAGCAGACAACAUGGUAAGUUCCUACAAAUACAUUUUUGUCAUUCUAGUAUUUGCCAAUCGUGUAAUGUCUUGUGAUCAUAUCAGUUGACUAUGCCCGUUUGUGUGUGUGUGUGUGUCUGUGCAGGCUAAUUCAGCGUCUGGGAUGCACGUAAGCGAUGAGUGCAAGCUCAAGUUUUUGGAGUUGAAAGCAAAGAGGAACUAUAGGUUUAUUGUAUUCAAAAUUGAUGAGAAAGCUCAGCAAGUUACAAUAGAUAUGGUUGGGAAUCCAGAAGAAACUUACGACGGUUUCACUAAAUGUAUGCCUGAGAACGAGUGCCGAUAUGCUGUCUAUGACUUCGACUUCACCACUCCUGAAAAUUGCCAGAAGAGCAAGAUCUUCUUCAUCGCAUGGUCACCUGAUUCAUCAAGAGUUAGGAGUAAGAUGUUGUACGCAAGCUCAAAGGACAGAUUCAAGAGGGAACUGGAUGGAAUUCAGGUUGAAUUGCAAGCAACUGACCCUAGCGAGAUGAGCCUCGACAUCAUCAAAGGCCGAGUCAAUCUCUGAAUGCAUCUUAAUUCGUUUCAGUC
Molecule: messenger RNA, 582 nt
Organism: Eruca vesicaria subsp. sativa (arugula)
Lineage: Eukaryota; Viridiplantae; Streptophyta; Magnoliopsida; Brassicales; Brassicaceae
Source: the annotation of a GenBank genome assembly